AGUUUGAGAAUAGGUUGUUAUUGAUUUUUGUUGUUGUCAGGGGUGGUUGUGAGUGAGCUCGAAACAUUAGUGAUUUAGUGUGAGUUUGUGUGGUUAGUACUAGGCUAAUCGUUAUGGCUGUGAACGAGGGAAUGGAGAAAUGUGAAAUUGAAGUUGUUAAUCCAUCCAUUUUAAGUAAAAUUGAAAGCUUCUUCAAUGAUGCCACUUACAGAGAAACAAUUGAGAAUUCAGCGACUUAUAACACACGCUUGUGUAUUGAAAGAAGACUGCGAAUGCCAUUUCUUGAUUCUCAAACAGGCGUUGCACAGAAUCACUCAAAUUUGUUUAUGAGCUCCCGUGAACGAAUGCCUGGCCUUGUAGAAGGCCAGAUUUACACAUAUCCCUCAAAACGUUGGCGGAAAAAGCGGCGGCAAUAUCUUAUGAAUUUUAUGCAACCUCGGCGAAAAGAGGUUGACCCAGAGGCAGACUUGCACACUAUAAGCACUGUUGAGAAUCCAGCAGUUUGCAACAAUGAAGACAGCAAGGAAAGUGUCAGCUUAAAAGAUGAAGUAGUGAAGUCAACCACAAGGCAGGCUCCUCCCCAUCGACCCCGGGUGCCUGGCUAUCUCGUUCCAGAUAGCUCACCAGCUCUAUCUGAAGAUGCCCUUUGCAACUUGGGCAAAACACCUGGUGGUCUUGCAGCCAACUGCGCAUGGGAUAGCAACAUGAAAACCAGCCACAUACAAGAUGCUUGGUAUUAUGAUGAAUUGGAUAUGCAAGAAAUGGAAGCAUUUGAUGACCCGGAUCCUGACUCUGAUUAUGAUUAUGAAGAAUCAUAUACAAAGAGGAAAAAGAAGUCAAAGAAAGCUCCAAGGACAGGUGACUCACCAGCUGUGAAGAAACCAAAGGGUCAGGGAAGAGGUCGCAAGAAAACGAAUUAUGAUGCUGUCUCUGAUGCUGAAAAACCAUUUGCCUGUGAACUGUGUGGAGCGCGGUACAAGACCCGACCUGGGCUCACGUACCACUACACUCACUCUCACAAGGAUGAGGAGAGCGGAGAUGCCCCUUCGACGCAGGCACAGGUGCCUCUUCAGGGAGGGGGCCAAAGCCCAGUUGUGGGCUCACCCGGGCCUGCCCACACGUCUGCUGCUCCCACACCCGCUGGUGAGCCCUUCGCCAGACAGACGCCACAGGCUCAGCAACUGCAGCCGUUGGCUCUGCAACCACAGCAGGGCCCUGGCCCAGCUGGGCAGGUUCCAGUGCCAGUGCCUUCACAACCGGAGGCAGGUUGGAGCAAGUUCCAGGACAGUUACCUCACCUUCCUAAGUGCCCCUGGUGGGAGUUCUCGGCGCGGCAGACAGUCUCAGGUGCAGUCACCGGUUCCCCCUGUGUCUUCACAACCUCAACAACCACCACAACAACCACCACCAACGCAACCACCACCUCAUGCUCCAGUGCUCUCAGUUGUACCACCACCUGUUGUGCCACCAAUGGUGCCUGAAGAGACACCAAGUACAAUUACUACGUCACCAGCUGCUCCAAUACUUGAUAAGAAACCUGCUACAGAUGUAAUGACAUUGAUGCCAGAAGAAAAGGACCGCGCUGCACCUUCCCCUUAUUGUGAUUUCUGUCUUGGUGAUGCCCAGGAGAAUAAGAAGACUGGGCAUUCAGAGGAACUGGUGUCCUGUUCAGACUGUGGACGCUCAGGUCACCCAACCUGUCUGCAGUUCACACCUAACAUGAUCAUUUCAGUGCGGAAAUACAGAUGGCAAUGUAUCGAAUGUAAAUGCUGUUCAAUUUGUGGAAAUUCAGACAAUGAUGACCAGUUACUUUUCUGUGAUGAUUGUGACCGAGGGUACCACAUGUACUGCCUAGCGCCACCACUUGCCACACCUCCAGAGGGGUCUUGGAGUUGCCGUCUGUGUCUUGUGGAGUUUCAUAAAAAAUAAUUUCUAUCAGAUUUAUUAUCACACACACUCAGGAAAUAUUUCAUUGCAUGUAAUUCUUUUCUGGUACUUAAGUGAAUGAGGUUUUAGUGUAAACUUUCAGCUUGUAUUGUGUAUUAAUACAUCAACAAGUCACACCAGCAUCACGUGUUUGGUAGCUGAUUGAAAGUAUUUCUAUUAUAAAUGUUUGAUGUUCUACUACUACUUUUGCAAUAGUAGUUCAUAGUACUGAAUAUGUCUUUCAUAGCUCUUUAAAAAAAGUUGAUAUUGUAUUUUGGCAUUAUGAAGGGACAGGUUAUAACUGUUAAUGUGUUCCCAUGACAUAUUAUUCAGCAUGACAAUUUGUGACUUUGACUUAGACAAUAGGCAUAGAGCUGUAACUUUUAUGCUCACUGUGAUUUUCUUUUUCUAUCAUUGAAUCUUAUAAAGAUAAAUGUUUCUAGGUAUUACUUAUUAAUAAAACUUCUGUAAUUACCCGAGUUAUGAGAAUAAUUUUUCUAUUAGAGGAAUGACUUAUCAAACAAAAAGAUAAAGGAAAACAUUUCAAACUUAUGGCUGAAGUGAGCUUUAAAAGACUGUAUGCUGGGCUCUGAAAGCCUGAGGAUUGGUUUUAUCUGUUGUUUGCUCCUGCCUCUGGAUUGUAUUUUCUAUCCUUAAUAAUUAUCGCCUUCACAAUGAGGUUCAGUCAAGCGUAUAAUUCAAAAACAUCACUCAUAAUGUAAAACUUAGUUAUUUCCACUUCUUAUUAUUCAUUUUGUACAUUUUCAUUAUGGGUUUAUUCUCAGUAUCAAAAAUUCUUGUUAAUCACUCUUGCUCAUUUUCCUUAAUUUCUACUUCUUUGCUUCAUUAUUAUGUUAUAUAGUUACCCUGUAUUACUCUGUAAAUUCCCAUAUGCUGAAACAUUUAGUGAGUAUACUUUAGUUUUAGAUGUCAGAUUUACUGUGAAUGCUAAGAAGUGAAACUUUGGAACUACCAUAUGAAUUGUAUGAAAAUAACGGUUCACAUUAGCCCACAUUCUGUUUUUGUACUUUCCCCUCCACACAAAUAGAAUUUGGUUCUGAAGAAAGAAGACAAGGUUUUAUAAACUCUUCUUCAUUUUCUUUGGGUAAUGUUUUUUGUGUUUAAUGGAGUUUGUGCUUCCUAUUUAAAUCAUUUUCUCUCCAUUCUAAUUUGAUAUUUAGUAGCUGCUUGGAGACCAUUUAAUUUCAAGUGGCACUCUAUCCAAGCUAAUGUUGGUAAAACCAAUAAAGUUCACCAGGUUGCAAAAGAAGUGUCUAUUGUUUGUACAACAUUGAAUUUGGAGAACAUAUAGUCACAUGCUAUACAGGAAAUGGAAAACUACUUAAAACCUAGUCCCAUCUCAUGAUUAUGCCAGGUGUUUUGCCAGUUCCAAGUCAUCAUUUUUGUACUGCGUGUGAUGAGCGUUUUCAAUGAAGCUAUCAGGUACUUAAUGCACUCAGUGAUUCUAGUUUGUGUUUAUGUCAUUAGUCAUUUGUGUAAAUAUUUUGAAAAUGUAUAGCAUUUGAAAAAAAAAAAUUGCAUUAUUUACGAACAGUAGGCAAAUAUUGUCUUUUGAAACCAGAUAUUUUUAUAAGUGCAUGCUUUAAUUUAAUGUAAAAAUUUAUUACACAAUAUAUAAUAUGGUGUGGCAGCUAUUGUAAGUUGAAUGUACUUAAAACUUAAUUCUUAUACAAUAUUGUCUGACUAGUAUAGGAAAAUUAAAUUCUGUGUAUGGUGUUUCAGUAUUUUCAGUGCCUAAUGAUAGAGCUAUUUUGAAAAAAUAAAUGCUUAUUGUGAAUCUGUUAGUUAAGUUAGUUGAUUAUAUUGUAUUCACCAACUAUCUGUGAGAACAACUGAAGCUUGCUACGACAAAAUAAAAUGUAAAUUAUAGAAGCAGAUUCUUUUUCAAGUGUGAAUUGAUGCUGUGACUGAAGAGUCACACAGAGAUUUGUUUUAAAACAAAAUGCUACUCAGAUUGUAACAGAAAUGAUGAUCAAAUUCAAACAUGGUGAUUUUGCCAUACCUACAGUGUCAAAACAUCUUGCCUGAAUAUAAUUUUUCAGCUGUGUCCACCAAAGUGCAAAUGUGGCACACAGAUACAAGAUGAAAAUAAUGGGGAGUGUGUGUAAAUGGAAAGUAGCAAUAGGCUACUGAAAGAAAAUAUGAAAAUAAUGGGCAGUGUGUAUAAAUGGAAAGUAGUGAUAAGCUCAUGAAAGAAAAUAAUUAUGAAAGGACUUGGAGAAGAUAUGCCCACACACACACACACACACACACACACACACACACACACACACACACACACACACAACUAAAAGGAUGAU
Molecule: messenger RNA, 4246 nt
Organism: Schistocerca piceifrons (Central American locust)
Lineage: Eukaryota; Metazoa; Arthropoda; Insecta; Orthoptera; Acrididae
Gene: d4
Product: zinc finger protein ubi-d4
Exons: 11
Coding region: 114-1928 (604 amino acids)
Biological process (GO): nervous system development
Cellular component (GO): nBAF complex
Source: RefSeq, a predicted model, not a curated record